Molecule: messenger RNA, 1539 nt
Organism: Colletotrichum higginsianum IMI 349063
Lineage: Eukaryota; Fungi; Ascomycota; Sordariomycetes; Glomerellales; Glomerellaceae
Exons: 1
Coding region: 1-1539 (512 amino acids)
Source: RefSeq, a predicted model, not a curated record
AUGGGAGGCUCCGCCUUUGCCUCGGGCGAGCAUUCUCUCAAUACCCCGCGAAUGCCGCCCAAGAUCUAUGAUCUUGUCAAGGCCAAGUGCAUGUCAGCUUUGCGGGAACUCUACAUCUGCGUGGCCAGUCCCAUCGAGGGGCCCGAGAAGGAAGACUUCGGCGACAUUGACAUCCUCGUUACUUGGGAGAAGGCCGCAUACCAGGGCAGACGCUGUGCGAAAACAACCCCAACAGCAGCGGCCAAGAACACCCACAUCGACUCCGCCAAACGUGGCUUUGACGACUGGGGUGAUGCAGGAACCGAUGACGAAGAAGGACAGGAGCGCUCACCGAGCCACUCGCUCACGUCCCGCAACAACGCACGCGAGGCCAUCCGAGCCGCCCUAGGAGCCGAGUACUUCAUUUUCAACAAGGUCGGCGAUCACUAUGCCAUUCCGUGGCCGUCCUGCGAUGCCGACGGCAAAACAGACGAGGGUCUCAAGCGAUACAUCCAGGUCGACAUCACCAUCUGCAACUCGUUGCAGCAAAUGCAAUGGAUCUUAUUCAAGCACGCACACGGCGAUCUUUGGAGCAUCCUUGGAACCAUCAUCAAGCCCUACACUCUCACAGCCGACGGGCACGCCCUUUUCCUGCGAAACCCAGACAUUGAAAAGUUUGACAAGUACAAAAGCAAGGCCAAGAUCCGUCUGACGAGAGAUCCGGCAGAGAUUCUCCUGUUCCUUGGCAUGGACGUUGCUAGAUACUCGGAGCCUUUUGCAUCCCGCCAAGAGAUGUUCGAGUACGCCGCCAGUUGCCGUCUCUUCCGCAUCUGGCCGGAAGAAGGCGACGAAGACUCGGGCCAGGCAGACUCGGCGUCCUCUCCUUUUUCUAUGGAACCGGCCACACCGUCAACUGUACCAGACUACACAUCGUCGCCAACAUCGAUAGAGCCAGUGACGCCAGCGACGACAAUGGAACCGGAUACUCCAGCGGUGUCAGAGCCGAAGCCCGAAGACGGCAGAGGAGAACCGGCCAAAAAGAAGCUGAAGGCUAAGGACAAGAAGCGAUUGAAGACUCGGCCGGCAUUCCGCCAGUGGCACGAAGAGUUCGUCCCUCGAUGCCGAGCCGAGGGCCGCUUCUUUCGAGAAAAGACAACUUGGCUCAAGGUGACGGAGGAGGCCUUCGAACGCUUCGGUGUCAUAUCUUGGUACAAGCGCGUCCACCUCGACGUUGUCCGUUGCCGAAGUGAGGACAGGGUCGUGGCUGACAUCCUCAAGACCAUUGACGACGUUGUGCCCGCCGACCUUACCAACCCUAAGAGAUGCCAGUUUCGUGGCGUCUUGAAGAAGGCUCUCAAGAAGAUCAUCCUUGAAGGGGACGAAAGCUUUGGGGUAGUACCCGAAAAAGAGCUCAGGGACGGACUGGGACUAAUAAUUAAAGACGAGGUCGACAAGUUCGUGAGCAAGAGCUGGGAGGAGGUUGGCAGAGCCGCCAUGGCGAAGCACCAGCAGCGUUACGAGGAGCAUUGCCGUGACACGGGCAAGGGGAAGAGUCAGUAG